UCUCUUGGCACGUAAAUGGCACGUGAAGCUCGCCAAGAGAGCCAUUCAAUCUGCGUUGUGUGAGAAAGUUUCCAAGCCCCGGCCACGAAUCGACUCGUUCUCGAUCUACACAUCGAAUACAUACACAUACACAUGCAUACAUACAUUCAUACGUAGCAGAGAGAUUCGUUUUCCUCGUAGCCUUUGCUGCGAGAUCAUUCGUGCACGUACUUCUUUUCCGCGCGAAUAGAAGCGAAGGAAGUAGUGUGCGAAUAGGCGAAAGGAUGGGAAUUGGGGAUCUCAGGAAGCCCCGAUGUUCUUAGUAUUGUUGACAUGUGUCGUUGGUACACUUUCAUUGGCGGGCAAUGAUCGAGGCGUUCCAAAUUCGGUACAACGAAACCAAAGAUACGCCUUGAGCGAAUUUCUGAUCCCACCGCCGCUACCACAGUUGCCAUCACGUGUAUUUCCCGGAGGAAGGACUGGACGAACUGUUAAUCCACAUCCUGCUGAAUCUCUUGGUUAUUUUUCAAAGUUCAUAAGUUGGUUAAAUCCGUUUACUAGUGGUACUACCGCGGAAACACCUCUACCUCUACCUCCUGAAACGCUCCAUCCGCCAAAGUUUAUUCAAUCACACGUGCCACCAUUACCACCAUCGGGGCAACCAUCUGGACUGCCACUAGCAACGCCUCAAGUUUACAAUGUACUACCACCACCUGUCUUUGACAGACCACCAUUGCCUCAACCGCCAUCUCCUGCAGAUAUUUACAACAAUCUAAAUCCACAAGCCAAAAACAAGAAUUGUAAUCCGUGCAAUAAAGUUCCUUGGUUACCCAUGAAUCAUGGAGGAGCUUACCUUCCUCCAAGCAAUCAAGAUGGACAUAUCGGAGUCGUGGGUGGAGAAUAUCUUCCACCGAGUAAUCACGGACUCGUUGCUGCGGCAUCUCAAGAAGUCAAAAUACCAGAUUUCUUUUACGCACCACCUUUACAAAACGGAGAAAUUCCACCGAUCGGACCUCUACCGAAUCCACAUUUGUAUCCAGGUCCCAUGCCUCCUCUGUUCAAAGCAGAAAUAUUUGAUUAUCCUUCACAAUCGAAUUAUCCUACUAAAGGAAAUUUACUACAUCACGAGGUACCCAUAUCGACUGUUAUUGAAACAAGUCCAUCGUUACCUUUGGGAACAUCGAACGAUCAAACGAACAACUCCGGUGAUAGAAAUUUAGGAAUUCCUCAAGAAGGACAAACUAUUUUCGAAAGUCAUCAAGUAUCUGGUUCAAGAUUAAGUCAUAAUGAAUUUGGUAAUCAAGGAUAUGGUGGAGUUCAAAUAGACUCUUUUUCUAGUGCUUCUCAUGAGAAUCAACAAGGAUCCGUGGUUCACCCAAAUUUUAAUAAAGAAAAUGAUGCAACGUCGAUUAAACAAAAUUUCGAUGAAUCCAAGAUAAACCAGUUUACAGAACCCAAUACAUCCGGUAAUUUCGAGCAUACAAGUUUCGGGAACAAUCAACAAUUCGUUGAUUCUUCUGGAUUGGAUUUUCAAAGAACCGAUCAGACUGUUCUCCCAUCUGUAAUAGGAAAUGAUCAUUAUGCAUUUGGAAAUGCAGGAUCGGGACAGCAAACAUAUAAUGGUGAUAUAUCAUCUAGUAUCGGUACAGUGAAAGAUUCCCAUGCGUCAGGUACUAAUGUAGAAAAUCCAAUAUAUUUCGAAGAAUCGCCAUUGACGGAUUUAACGAAGACGAGUGAAAGUCGUACGGAUUCGCCCUCGAUAUCAUCCUCUCCUGCUACCUUCAUUGAUCUUGAUGGAGAACAAAAAUCUAAGGCAACCUUGGAUUAUGAAUCGAGAUCGAAUUCUUUCCAAGUACAACAAGAAAUUAAUCGAUUAGGAUCAUUGGGUGGUAGUAACGAUAGUUUUUUGAAUUAUUCAACAGAAAGUAAUGUGAUCAAAGACUUGUUCGGAAUUGACAAAAUUAAUGAGCAAACAUGGAGAAAUACUAAACCGACUACUUUGACUGCGGGAGGUUUGCAGAAUUUUGAUACUUUAUUCGUAGCGCCACAAGGACAAUUAACUGAUUCUUGGUCAGUCGUUUUGUCGACGACCAUGAGGACGACGCAAGAUGAAACUUUAUUAGAUAAUUUAGGAAAAAACAAAGAUACAAAUAGGGAAGAUCAUAGUUUACAGCAGUAUGGAGGAAAGAGAAAUAAACAGGUACAGGUAAUAAUUCCUUACACGUCUCAAUAUACUCCGUUACCUUUCCAUUCAUCCUAUGACGAUAAAGAUAAUGUGAAAGUAAAUCAACAACGGACAGUAUCUUUCGUGGACGUAUCGAAUCGUGAUAAUUAUGUCAGUCAAGAGUCUAGAAGCGAGAGUAAGGUGAUAAGUCUUCCAGAAACGGUGACAGUUUCUAGCAAUUUGAAUAUUUUGGAUGAUCAUACGACGAAAGUUGCGACGACGACGACUGAAGCUGUCUUUAAUAUUAGUACGAAGAAGGUUAACAAUUCGAUAGACGUUCAUAGAUUACAAAAGAAUAUCGACAAUUGGACGAUACAGGAAUAUUCUCGAGGAACCACUUUUAGCACGAUCUUACCCAGUUCCCGUCCUUAUCUGCAACCAUCGAAAAAAAUACCUAAUGAAUAUUUCACGACAACGGAAUCUGGCGUACAUGUGGACGAUUUGAACGAUCAUGAAGGAAAUGUAAGAUCUUUUGCAUUGGCUGGAUUCAGUUUUAACGAUAUUGAGGAUGAGGGACCUAAUUCAUUCGAGGAAUCUAGGAUACAGGCUAUACACGUUGAAAAUCCAACAACUAAAACGGAAUUUAAUACGUCGAAUGUAAACGAAAAUAAGUCGAACGCGACCACGAAGAAACAAGAAAGUUCUUGGAAAAGUUUUCCAGUGUCGAUUUCGACGGUCGAUAAGGAACGAGUCUAUGUCGUGACUCCUCAGACAACUACGACCGUUGCAACCGAGCGUCGCGAGGAGGAAAAUAAAUCGAGCACGAAGAGCUCGAAGAAAGGGAGCGUAGUCUAUUCGAAGAGUAUCGAGAAUAAGCAGGACGAGUUCGAGAAGAUAGAGAGAGCUUAUCAAGUCCUACCACAGGCUGUAAAUAAUUUAGCUGUGGCUUCUACGGGUCCGGAAACCCUUCCUUUAUGGGGAAUAAUGGAACACGAAGAGUUUGCCUCGUUAGGCCAAAAUGAAGACGAGAACAAUGACGAUGAGUCAAUAGUGGCGCCUAUCCUCUACGCCGGACAUUCCAAGGUUUCACGGGCUAGGCGAUGACUAGAUAAAAGACUUUCGAUUGUAUAAAGACUUUUCGUGUUCUUGUUUUGUCGCUGAUAUAACUUCGUAUAGCGCAUAGAUAAGUAAUAUUUGCGAUCGCCGAAGAGCGUUUUUAUUUAUCAAGAUUUUCCGUUCAAUGCGAAGAAAAAGAAGUCGGUCAGGCGUCAACUCAAGAUAAAUGGACAAAUCACAAUUUCUCAUGUGCGAGAUAUUUAAUUAAAGGGACAUCGAUAACUAAUUAAUUUAAAAAGUAGUGUUAAACGAACGCGUGACUGAUAGUGAUUGAUGAUAUGAGGAUACAAAACACAACGUGUUUUGUUAUUUUCUAUCAGCUCAUAUGGUAAUAUGCAUUAGUUAUUUAUCUUCCAUAUGUAUAAAAUAUCCAACGCCAGGACUUGCGAAAAUAACAGUAGGGAUUUUAUUUCUAUGUUCAAUAUUUAUUCAUCACACUACAUCAGAUUUCUUUCAUUCGUUUGUCGGUUAGAGAUUUUUUCUCAGGGUCAUUGAAUUUUCAUCCAAUAAAGUCAUUUAGGAUUUUCAUCAUUA
Messenger RNA from Vespula pensylvanica (western yellowjacket), 3793 nucleotides. RefSeq lists its product as uncharacterized. The transcript is spliced from 6 exons. The record is from RefSeq and is a predicted model, not a curated record. NCBI's taxonomy places the organism in Eukaryota, Metazoa, Arthropoda, Insecta, Hymenoptera, Vespidae. Bases 293 to 3247 code for a protein of 984 amino acids.